This is a messenger RNA of Salvia hispanica, 2619 nucleotides long. RefSeq lists its product as uncharacterized. The record is from RefSeq and is a predicted model, not a curated record. NCBI's taxonomy places the organism in Eukaryota, Viridiplantae, Streptophyta, Magnoliopsida, Lamiales, Lamiaceae.
AUGAGUUGGAAGUCGCCGUACCCAAACCACCGUUACACCGAAGGUCUCGGCGACGUGAAAAAAUCAUAUGCGAGGAAGAGGAAGAAGGCUGAAACGAGCGAUUCUCGAAAAUCUGACACCGAACAAGGACCGUCAGCUGCGUCGGGAUUUGUGGGUUCUAACCCUAGCUCCGACGCGGAUGUCCAUUCUUCUCCGAAAAUGAACCCUACUUCUUCAGUCGGUGACCAUCGAGCUUCUCCAGAAAGCGACCCCGACUUUGAGAGGACGAAGAAGAAGGCUCGAUAUCCCCGUCAUUUUCACCAGAAACCGCCGCUCCAUCUACUUCGUCGUUCUGAACGGAGAAGACCUUCGCCUCAAAUUCCAGAACCUCCUCGUUCGCCUCAAAUUCCAGUUCCUCCUCCUCCGCCUGAAAAUCCAGUUCCUGAAUUUCAUUCAGAAGAUGGGACCUUCGUUACAAGAUUGCACUACAAUGGUGUCCUUGAGGAAGGGUUUGGGAAGAACUAUGUCAAUGUUGAACUUCAAUAUGUCCACAACUGCGAUCCAGACAAAUGGUCGAAGCUCGAGGUUGAUGAUGUGUUGGAGAAGCUGGGGAUGGAUGUGACUGGGUUAGAGUACUUCUAUCGGAUUCCUGGGAAGAACUUCGAGGAUGGAAUGGUGCAGCUUUUUGACAACAAGUCUGCAAUAGAAAUGGCAGAGUUAGGGGUCAGGGCUGGGGUGAUUGAUGUAUAUGUCAUUCACCCCGGGGGUGUUGGUGAGUUGUUAACGGGCUCACAGCCUGUUAGUCAAUUAACACAGGAGAAAAUUAAAAGUCCAGUUAGAGUUACAGAGCGUAUAGAUGGUUUAACCGCAAGUGAAGACGAUCAGAGCAAAGAGGAAGGUAAUGCUAAGGGGUAUGGUAAUGGUGAUGAUGGGGGGUCUGGUGAUGGUGAUGAUGAGGGAACUGAUGAUGGUGAUGAUGAGGGACCUGAUGAUGGUAAGGAUGAGGGAGCUGGUGAGGGUGAGGGAGCUGGAGAUGAUUGGUUAGUACAAAGUUCAGCCAGUGAUUAUGAGGUGGAGAGUGAGGAAGGAUCUGAGGAAGAGAGUCUUGUGGCUGUGAAAGGCAAGGGGAAUGGUUCGGGAAAGGGGAAACAAAAGGCUGGAAAGGGGAAGGGAAAGGCUGAGGCUGUGAGAAAGGGAAAAGGGAAAGUUAAGGAUGUUGUGAAGGGAAAAAGAAAGGGAAAGGGGACCUGCAAUGAGAAAGGAAAGAAAAAAGAGAAGGCUGAUUCCGAUGACGACAACGCGGGGCAGCCUACAUUUGUGGACAGCGACUAUGAUCUGAGUGAUAAGGAAGAGGACAACAUAAUGACUUCUCAAGUUGAGGGAUGGAAGAAUGUUGUUAAUUCUAUGAGAGUCCUUGGUGAUUUAGAUGAUGGUGGGGAAAGUGACACUCUUCGGAGUGAUUCACCUAGCUCGGACACCGAUGAGGCUGACUUGGCGGGCGAGGGUGACUGUGAUGUCGUGCAAAAUCUGAGCCGAAGAUAUAAGCCUACCAAGGACAGAAAUGAUCCAAGGUUGGAAGUGGGGUUGCGGUUCAAUACCAAGGCCGAUUUUACAGACCUUAUACGUCAUCAAGGUGUCCAGUUGGGUAAGAAGUUGAGACUCAAGAAGAACGACAAUGUUCGUUGUAUUGCCUACUGCAAGGGGUUGCUGCGAAGUAAGAAGGUUAAAGCUGGUUGUCCUUGGACGGUUUCAUUGUAUUAUAGGAGUGAACUUGGAUGUUGGCAGAUUGGAGCUCUGCGUGAUAUACACAAGUGUGGGGGUGCUUCUUACAACCACGGUUGUGCUAAUGCCAAGUAUUUGGCACGACUAUUCAAGGAAGAUAUGAGGUUAUUUCCUGGGAUGACAGUUGCGCAAUUUGUGGAGAAGGUGCAUAUGGAGUUGAAGAUAACAAUUUCGGUGGGAAAGGCGAAGCGUGCAAUGGCACGUGCGAGGAAACUGAUCGAGGGCGAUACAAUCCAGCAGUACAAGAGGCUGCAUGAUUAUAGGGCAGAGAUCUUGAGGACAAAUCCAGGGAGUACCGUUGUCCUAGCAACUAGGCGCCUAUCGGAUGGAACUGACAAGUUCAAUGGAAUCUACAUAGCUUAUGAAGCUUGUAAGACUUCCUUCAAGCAGCAUUGCAGGCGUAUUAUAGGAUUGGAUGGUUGCCAUCUAAAAGGACAAGGGAAGGGCAUACUCCUCACUGCCAUUGGAUUAGAUCCGAAUGAUCAGAUCUUUCCCGUCGCCUAUGGUGUUGUAGCCAUUGAGAAUACGGAUACUUGGAGUUGGUUUUUAAGUUUGUUGGUUAAGGAUCUGGACAUAAAGGAUUCGAGCAAGUGGACAUUCAUCUCGGAUAGACAGAAGGGCCUUAUCAAUGCUGUCCGAAGCUGCUGCCAUAAUGCCGAACACCGCUUCUGUGUGUGGCAUAUGCACAACAACUUCAAGAAGGUGUUCCCAUCUCCAACGCUAAAAGACAAGACUUGGGAAGCAGCUCGUUCAACAAAUGCAUACGCCUUCGAGAAGGUGAUGGAAGAGGUGAAACAGCUGAACACUUACCGUGCACACUGCCAAGGAGAGCUGGAGUCGUGCUUUCUUUGGUUUUGA